AUGAGGUUUCAUAGUAAUUACUUAACCAGUCUCACUUACAGGCGAAAAUUGCGUGUUCUAACUUAUGUCGGUGUCAGGGAUGUCGAAACGUUGGGGAGGAGCAGAUUCAGCAAGAAUCAGACGCAGAUCCUCUUCGGAUCAGUGAGCAAAACUCACUGUUACACAAUGGGUAGGUUGUCUCGGAUACUUCUGAUCUAUUUGAAAUCACCUUCUUUCACGUAUAGUCAAGAUACAUUUUGUUACAAGGAGAAUUAUGUCCAACUACCACAUGCUAACCAAGCUUUCGGAGGAAUAUUGGGCACCAUCAAAUCAAAUCUACCUACUGAACAUGGAUAUAUAAACAGGCCAAAAUUGGUAAUCUGAGUUUCCAAGUCAUAUUUUUAAGCUUAUUUCCUACGAAUCAAUUGAGGCAGCAUGCAGCUGUAUGCUUGCUCACGCCAAUGAAGCUGCACUCAGAAAUCUUUCCGACUAUGAACAAGAAAAGGUUAUCAUAGAUGAAUUUCUAAGAUGCUCUGAGCAAAUAAUCCAGUCAAUCAUUAAG
This is a messenger RNA of Trichobilharzia regenti, 541 nucleotides long. The record is from the annotation of a GenBank genome assembly. NCBI's taxonomy places the organism in Eukaryota, Metazoa, Platyhelminthes, Trematoda, Strigeidida, Schistosomatidae.